Messenger RNA from Amorphotheca resinae ATCC 22711, 1401 nucleotides. Its product is annotated as glycosyltransferase family 33 protein. Gene Ontology annotation, molecular function: mannosyltransferase activity. The record is from RefSeq and is a predicted model, not a curated record. Gene Ontology annotation, cellular component: endoplasmic reticulum. Bases 1 to 1401 code for a protein of 466 amino acids. NCBI's taxonomy places the organism in Eukaryota, Fungi, Ascomycota, Leotiomycetes, Helotiales, Amorphothecaceae. The transcript has 3 exons.
AUGCUGGACUCCCUCUUGACGGUGGCAGUGGUAGCCUCCACUUCUCUGACUAUAGUCCUCCUGCUGCUGCCAAGCCGAUAUAUCAAAUCCUCACCCUCGAGAGAGACGGCAUCCGGACCAGGGAGUGAGCCCAAAGUCUCCGUCCAAGUGCUGGUCCUCGGAGACAUUGGGCGCAGCCCGCGGAUGCAAUACCAUGCUAUGAGCAUAGCAAAACACGGCGGCAGGGUAGAUAUUAUAGGAUACAGGGAAUCCGCGCUUCAUCCCGGGCUUGUCGAUAACAACCUAAUAACGAUUGUGCCGUUACCUCCUCCGCCUCAAAUCCUCCGAUCGAAUACGCUACCGUUCAUACUCGCAGGACCUCUGAAAGUGCUAUGGCAGAUAUGGACUCUCUUCCAAGCACUUAGCUACCGCACAAAGCCAGCGCGAUGGCUUCUUGUACAAAAUCCCCCUUCAAUACCAACCCUCUUUGUCGCAAUAGUAGUCUGCUUUCUCCGAAAUACCCACCUAAUAAUCGACUGGCACAAUUAUGGUUGGACAAUUCUCGCAGGUACCCGGGGUCCUUCACACCCCUUCGUCACUCUCUCCAAGUACUAUGAGGCCUUUCUCGGCCGCUGGGCUCCUACAGCCUCAUUCACAGUCACACACGCCAUGGCGCGACAACUCCGGAAUGAGCCAUACAACAUCCGUUCUCCGAUCUUCACAUUGCAUGACCGACCUGCUGCCAUUUUCCAACCUAUAGCUAGUCCCGAGGCGCGGCAUACUUUUCUAAAACGUUUGCCGGAGACGAACAAAUAUGCGCAGGAUAUCAUUACCGGAAAAACAAGGUUGUUGGUGAGCAGCACAUCAUGGACGCCAGACGAAGAUUUCAGUCUCCUUCUCGAAGCAUUGUGCUCGUAUUCUUCGUCCUCCACGUCCAAGCCACUUCCUUCAAUACUCGCUAUCAUUACCGGUAAAGGACCCCAGAAACAAAUGUACCUUGACCGGAUAUCCUCCCUCACCAAAUCCUCCAAACUCAACAACGUUACCGUCUCUACUGCUUGGCUUAGCGCCGAAGACUAUGCCACCUUGUUGGCAUGCGCAGACUUAGGAGUCUGUUUGCAUAAGAGUAGCAGUGGGGUCGAUUUACCCAUGAAGGUGGUGGAUAUGUUUGGAGCAGGCUUGCCGGUAGUAGGAUAUGAAGCUUACGAGAGCUGGAUCGAGUUGGUCAAGGAGGGUGUGAAUGGGAGAGGUUUCGUGACGAGUGGAGACUUAGCUCGGGUUCUCGAGGAGUUGUUUAGAGACCAGGAGGGGAGGGAGCUAGCGAUAUUGAGAAAAGGGGCAGUAGAGGAAGGAAGGAGGCGGUGGGACGAGGAGUGGGAUAGUGUUGCGGGAAGACUUAUUGGCAUAUGUGAUCAGACCUAA